Messenger RNA from Linum tenue, 102 nucleotides. The record is from the annotation of a GenBank genome assembly. Lineage: Eukaryota; Viridiplantae; Streptophyta; Magnoliopsida; Malpighiales; Linaceae.
AUGGGAAGAGUAAAAGGAAAUCGUACGGGUUGGAUUGCUCGUGUCUCCACAGGACAAAUCCUAUUUGAAAUGGAUGGUGUGAGUUUGUCGUAUGUUCGAUGA